Molecule: messenger RNA, 2058 nt
Organism: Blumeria graminis f. sp. triticale
Lineage: Eukaryota; Fungi; Ascomycota; Leotiomycetes; Helotiales; Erysiphaceae
Source: the annotation of a GenBank genome assembly
AUGGGAAAAUCUGCUAAGUCACAACCUGAUUUUCUAGUUUCUGGUAUCUUCAAAGUAUCAACCUACGGCAGGCGGCGUCGACCAAACCAGUCAUCAUCGCCAUCAGAAUAUCUUUCGAGACAGAACUCAUCAGGGCCAUGGAGCGCAAAAGAAGUUUCGGAUCAGCCAUUAACACGAUGCAAAAAAUUAUGGCCUAUGAAAGAGCCAGAAGAAACAAAUUUACGAGAGCUAAACGAUGGCUUAGUGACACUGGCUGAGAUUUUUCCGGACGUGCAAAUUGAGGUGUUUCGGGAAAUGCUCCUGAGCUUUGGAGAAGAAUCUCGACUGGCUGUUGUGACUGAAGCUUUGCUUAGACACAAGGCCCAUUGGGUAAGAGGCCGACAUAAAAAGUGCGACUUGAACACACAACGGAUACAAGGUAUCAAUCAAGUACUACCUGGUGCUUAUGGAAUUGUCGCAACAGAGGAUAGAUUUCGCAGCGCAAGUUACAAAGAAGCUGUAGAAAAUUUAGCAUUUCAAGAGUUUGAUCUUUCCCAAUCUACAAUCAAGGACAUUUUGGCGGGCGCCAAUUACUCUUAUGCUCGUGCACACCCGACUUUAGUUGCACUUCUAUUGAAAUCUUGGCGGUUUUCAAUUUCUUCUUUAUUCACAGGAAAGAAACUUAUACAUACACUUGACGCGAGCAACCAUCCUCUUGUCUCAUGGUUAUCAAAAGAGCAUGGGUCUCAAAUACCUAUCUUGAAAAGCAGUGGCUGCCCGGAACUCGACAAAGAGCUUUUAGAGACAAUAAUUAUCCCCACUCAACAAAAAUUACGAGCUCGACAGGAACAAAUAGAUUAUAGAAUUGCUCGCGAUAUUAACAGGGCUGAAGUAGAACGACAAAACGGCUUAAUCGACUGCGAAUGUUGCUUUAGCUCUCUAAGUUUCGAAGAAUUGACGGCUUGUGAUAGUGGUCAUUUAAUAUGCACUGAAUGCAUUAAGCGUUCUCUUAAAGAAGCAGUCUUUGGACAGGGAUGGCAACGCUAUAUAAAUUCGGAUCUUGGAUCCUUACGAUGUGUGGCGGCUACUUCUAAUGAAUGCUCAGCUACCGUGCCAAAUGUCCUUGUGCGACAGGUACUCAGUAUGGACGAGACUGACAAAAAACUCAUCCAAAAACUAGACGAGAGGCUUACCGAAGAAACUCUGAUAAAGUCUGGAUUGCCUCUGAUUCGCUGCCCCUUUUGCUGCUACGCGGAAGUUGACGAACUAUAUCUUCCUGAAGUACAACGGGCAUGGAAAUUUAAACGUUUUGGACCCUUCCCUAUCUACAUACCUAUUGCGUUUACAUUAUGCAUUGUUACGAUACCCUUGGCGCUUGCUAUAUUUAUACUCUUCUCUUUCCUAUUUUAUCUUUUUCUUCGGCGCUCAUUUGGUCAGUUUGUCGUCCAUCAAUUUAGAGAGUCCGUACUUCGCAUCCGUCGAAGUCGACUCAGUCUGAAAUUUACUUGCCAGAACAAAUAUUGUCGGCAGAUCUCUUGCCUUUCAUGUCACAAAGGAUGGUCUGACAUCCAUGUUUGCCAUGAAUCAUCCCUCCUAUCCUUACGAACCCAGGUUGAGCUCGCAAUGUCUCUUGCUGUAAAGCGUACUUGUCCUUGUUGCAAUACCUCCUUUGUAAAAUCAUCUGGUUGCAAUAAGCUUACAUGUGUGUGUGGUUACCAGAUGUGUUAUGUAUGUCGAAAAGAGAUCAGCAAGGGGGAAGGUUAUCGUCAUUUUUGUGAACAUUUCCGACCGAAAGGGAAUCAGGAAUGCGGUGAGUGCCUUAAAUGCGACCUUUACCGCUGUGAAGAUGACGAGUUGGUUGUGAAAAAAGCCAAACAAAAGGCUGAGACCCGGUGGAUGGAGAAAGAAGGCUCAAGGCUUGGUAGUAACAAAGCUACACGAAAGAUGCUAGAAGAGAAGUGGAAGCGAGACGGUGAAGUUUCUCCAUUUACGAGUAGGCUGAGGGCUUGGCAAAAGUGGAGGAUUCCGGACUGGCAGCAGGUGACGGAUACCCUAGUUGGAUUUUUAGUUAUGAUUUAA